GUGUGUGUGUGUGUGUGUGUGUGUGUGCUGUGAGUGUGGGAAAGCUGCUGCAGCCUGGGCCUCCUGUCUUUGUCAUGUUAAUGUGUGUGCAUGUAUAAAUAGAGGAGGGGGCUCCUGGCUCUCCUCACAGCUCACUCUGCUCAAGCUCCACUGAAGCUCCUCUCUGCUCCUCCAUGGCUCCUUGCUCCUCCACACACUCCCAGCUCUCCUCCAAAGACAGACACAAAGUAAGUCCUCCUCUCUGAACUCCCUCCCUUUCUUCCUCUCUCCCUCCUCUCUCCUCUCCUCUUUUCUCUCUCCACCUUUGGCUGACCUGACCUCUUCCUCUCUCUCUCCUCCAGCUGAGGAAACCUCUGGUGGAGAAGCUGCGCAGAGAUCGCAUCAACAGCUGCAUCGAGCAGCUCAAGGUGCUGCUGGAGAAGGAGUUCCACAAACAGGAUCCCAACGCCAAGCUGGAGAAGGCCGACGUGCUGGAAAUGACCGUGGUGUUCCUCAAGCAGCAGCUGCAGCCUCAGAGCCCGCAGAGCCACGGCUACUCCCGCUGCUGGAAGGAGACGCUGCACUUCCUGUCCUCGGACCCCCUGAAGGAGCUGACGCUGCCACACCUCCACCUGCUGCACAGAGGAGGCCGGGACUCCGAGCCCGCGCCGCGCUCCUCUUCCUCACCUCCUCAGCCUGCAGAAAAGCAGCCGUGCAGUCCCCACAGAGACGUGUGGAGGCCGUGGUAGGAACUGAGGAUGGUGAUGGAGGAUCUUCAUCAACAGACCGCGGGACUGCUGUCAUUUCCUUCAUGAACCGGUCCUUUAUUUUGAAAGGACAGAGGAAGUGAGCUGGUGUUACUUCAUGUUGAAGCUGCUCAGGUUGUGCUCUGUUGAUGCUCGCUGUAAACUUUGAGGACAACUUCAUGUUUUCUGAGUGAGACUGACCUUCACUCAUCAUGUCUGCUGCCUUUUACAAAGGCCCCGAGAGUGUGUGUGUGUGUGUGUGUGUGACUGUGUGUGAAGGACAGAGUGUGUGCUCUGAUUUAACAAUAAUUCAGUGUGAAAAUAAAAAGUCUUUUCUUGUAGAAAAACCAGAUAUAUUCUUGUACUCUCUUAGGAGAAACUUCAAAAUAAAAUUAUUUUAUAAUUUAUCCAAGUGUUUUCUGCAUUUUAUUUUUGUGUUUUAUUUUGGCGGGUCAAAAUGAAAACAAAAUUUUUCCUGGAAAUGAGAGGAUUCCUGUUAGUUAAGGAGGGUUCAGUCUGUUGCUGAGAUUGAUUGCAGAGAAAGUGAUUGGGCUUUUCUGUCAUAAAUCAAUACAAACAUCCAGCCUGUGUGUGUGUGUGUGUGUGUGUGUGUGUGUGUGUGUGUGUGUGUGUGUGUGUGUGUGUGUGUUUAGACCGUGCACACCUGCCUACUCUUACCUGAGGGGCAGACUCAGAUCAGCUUACGCCUGCAGACAUUAAAACAGGGCACAGUUUUCCC
Messenger RNA from Xyrichtys novacula (pearly razorfish), 1464 nucleotides. The record is from the annotation of a GenBank genome assembly. NCBI's taxonomy places the organism in Eukaryota, Metazoa, Chordata, Actinopteri, Labriformes, Labridae.